Dermacentor silvarum is the source of this 1023-nucleotide messenger RNA. RefSeq names its product CRISP/Allergen/PR-1. NCBI's taxonomy places the organism in Eukaryota, Metazoa, Arthropoda, Arachnida, Ixodida, Ixodidae. The transcript has a single exon. Gene Ontology annotation, cellular component: extracellular region. Bases 1 to 1023 code for a protein of 340 amino acids. The record is from RefSeq and is a predicted model, not a curated record.
AUGUGCCACAGUUUCGAGGUCAUUAUCAUCACCACCUCUGUAGGGCACGCCGAGGAAGCAGCUGAUAUGCGGACGUUAGUUCUCGCGACUGUGUGGCUCUUGUCGACGAUAGGAAAGAGCCUCGAGGAGUGCCGGGAGGAGUACAAGAAGCAGCGGCCCUCCCACACCGCGUGCCUGCCGCCGAACAAGGAGUGCACCAUCGAAGCCCGAGGGGUCAACGCGACGGAGCGGGAACUUAUCGUCAAGACGCACAACGACUACAGGAGCAUGGUAGCCAUGGGCAAAAUUCAGCACUUUCCCGAGGCCAAGAAUAUGCAGCAGCUACUCUGGGAUGAAGAGCUGGCUUCCGUGGCACAGGCGAAGGCUGAUCAGUGCACUCCUGACAGUGGAAAGCUAAAGCACGACAGACCCGAAGAUCGUUUCACCACCAAGUUCAAAUCCACGGGGCAAAACUUAGCCUUCCGCGCCAGCAGCGCCCGUUUCAAGGCCACCGACUGGCCCGGUCAGAUCAAGGCGUGGUUCGACGAGUACGCCCACUACCCGCCGCACAGGGUCGAUCACUUCUCGCCUCCGCCCGGAGAGCCGACCGGACACUUUACGCAGGUUGUAUGGGCAACGACGCGCUACGUAGGCUGCGGCUACGUCCAGUACACCGUCGAGGGCUACUCAAGGUUACCGUACAUGCAACUCUACGUAUGCAACUACGCCAGCGCAGGCAACGUUUUGUUGCUGCCCGUGUACGCUGCCGGUGAUAUGUGCUCCGCCUGCCCAGAAGGCACCGCGUGCGUCAAGGACACCGGGCUGUGCUCGUCUACCGAAGCAGGUGGCGAGUCUCACAUGCAGCCGGACUCCAACCCACCGGAAGCGCGUAAACGCGGUGGCGACCGACAUGAUGAAGGCUCUUCGCCAAACCGAAAACGACCCGCUCCGGCAAACGUUCAGCCGUCGAGGCCCGGGGCCACGGUGUGCGUGAUUGGUGCGGUUUACGGAAUGCUCUUGGCGUGGUGGGCGUCCCUCGUGUAG